Dromiciops gliroides (monito del monte) is the source of this 2092-nucleotide messenger RNA. Its product is annotated as cytochrome P450 4F3-like. Gene Ontology annotation, molecular function: iron ion binding; heme binding; monooxygenase activity. The record is from RefSeq and is a predicted model, not a curated record. The coding region runs from base 353 to 1972 and encodes 539 amino acids. The transcript is spliced from 14 exons. NCBI's taxonomy places the organism in Eukaryota, Metazoa, Chordata, Mammalia, Microbiotheria, Microbiotheriidae.
CUCUGCCGUUUCCCCCUUCAGAGGUGGAGUCUGAAAGACAGAGAAGUUAGUAGGAGGGGAAAGAGGAGUGUAGAACAUUUCUCUUGGUUUGGGGGUUACAGUGAGCAGCUGGUGAGAUCCCAAGACAUCAAAACAGGGACAUCCAGAACUCCCAGAGCUACCUUCCUUGGAAGAGGAUUUACGAGGAAAUGCUGAGCAGUCUGGGGCUUCUUCAUUACUUGGGCUGUCCACAGCCAGAGGGACUCUUGGGCUGCUGACGUCACAUCCCUGAGCACUCAGCAUCACCUGAGACUCUAGUUUUCAACUUUACCUGGGACCUGGGUGCCAUCUCUCAGCUCUUCCAUGUACCAGAAUGCUGCCUGUUUCCAAGUGGCUUUCUCAUUAUCUGGGCUUGAAAGACCUGGAGUCUGGAGUUUCUUCUAUCCUGCUCUUGGCCUUCCUGGCUCUUUGCACCUGGAUCCUGAUCCAGGGCCUGACCUGUGUCCAGCAAUACUAUACCAACUGCCAGAGGCUUCGAUGCUUCCCUCAGCCCCCUCUUAGGAACUGGUUCUUUGGCCACCUGGGAUUGGCCCCCCCUACUGAAGAGGGUCUGCGCAAGAUUCAGAAGCUGAGCCAGCUGUACAGGGAUGUCCACAUCUGGUGGUCGGGGCCAUUCAUUCCCGUGGUCAGACUCUUCCAUCCCCAAGUCUUCUCCCCCUUGCUUAAGGCCUCAGCCAUGAUUGCACCCAAGGACAAAGUCUUUUAUGGCUUCCUGGAACACUGGCUAGGGGAUGGGCUUCUGCUGAGUAAAGGAGAAAAAUGGAGCCGGCACCGGCGCAUGCUGACCCCAGCAUUUCACUUUGACAUCCUCAAGCCCUAUGUACAGAUCUUCAACCACAGUGCAGACAUCAUGCAUGCAAAGUGGAGGCGUCUGUGUGCUGAGGGCAACAAUCAACUGGACAUGUUUGAACACAUAAGCCUCAUGACACUGGAUAGCCUGCAGAAAUGCAUCUUCAGCCACAACAGCAACUGCCAGGAGAAGCCAAGUGCCUACAUCUCAGCUAUCCUGGAGUUGAGUUCCCUUGUGGUAAAGCGUUACCAUCAGCCACUUCUAUACUGGGAUGCCGUGUACUAUCUCACCAGCCAAGGAAGACAUUUCUCCCGUACCUGCCGUCUGGUGCAUGAUUUCUCAAAUGCUGUCAUCCAGGACCGACGCCGUAUCCUCAGCCAGGAGGGUCCUGAGGCCUUCCUCAAGAACAAGGGCAAAAACAAGACCAUCGAUUUCAUAGAUGUCCUCCUGAUGGCCAAAGAUGAAGAUGGAAAGACUCUGUCAGACAAGGACAUCCGGGCAGAAGCUGACACUUUCAUGUUUGAAGGCCAUGAUACAACCGCGAGUGGCCUCUCUUGGAUCCUCUACAACCUGGCGCAGCAUCAGGAACACCAGGACCGCUGCCGCCAGGAGAUACAGGAACUCCUGAGGGGGCGUCAGCCAGAGGAGAUUGAGUGGGAUGAUCUGUCCCAGAUGCCCUUCCUUACCAUGUGCAUCAAAGAGAGCCUCCGGCUGCACCCACCAGUUACCGUGGUCUCCCGCUGCUGCACCAAGGACAUCCAGUUGCCCGACGGGCGGAUCAUUCCUAAAGGAAACAUCUGCCUGGUCAGCAUUGUUGGAACUCACUAUAACCCUGCUGUGUGGCCCAAUCCUGAGGUUUAUGACCCAUAUCGCUUUGACAUCAACAACUCCAAAAAGAUUUCACCCCUGGCCUUUAUACCCUUCUCAGCUGGACCCAGGAACUGCAUUGGCCAGAACUUCGCCAUGUCUGAGAUGAAGGUCGCGCUGGCCCUUACCCUACUGAGGUUCCGAGUCUUCCCUGAUAAACGUCCAGUCCGAAGGAAGCCAGAGCUGAUUCUCAGAGCAGAAAAUGGUCUGUGGCUCAAGGUGGAGCCACUGUUGGGUCCUUCCAGCCCUGAGACAAAGCCGUCAGAAGCCCCUUAGGAAUGAUGGCUGGACAUAUCCUUCUGCCUUUGAGCAUGGAAGCCUGCUCUCUACCUGCCUUUCCAGCCACCCUUCCCUUGAUUAUGAUUCGUCUAAAUAAAAUGACUUCAACAUGCCACA